GGUUUAAAGAAUCUCGGGGACAAGACCUUUGAUGAUGACUUGACUUCUGCCGACUGACUGGACUGAGCCGCGGCCACACCAGCAGGGUACACGAAACGAUAUCACGGGGCAAAGCGGGAUAAACGUGAGUGAUUCGCUCCGGUUUGUCGUUGUGCAUCGGGAAUUGGUUGAAUCCCGAGUGACGAAACGCUGCGCCGAAGAGGAGAGAGACGCAAAACGGAGAUAUCCGCAGAUCCCCUUAGAUUAGUUAGCAGUUAAGCCAUAAAGUUUCGCGACGGAUCCGCCAUUCGAAGGAUCCGCGAAGUUAUUGGAUUCCACGGCCUAAGAUGAAGCGACAACAGUCCCAGGAACAGCAGAGGCAGCUGCAGCAGCGGCAACAGACUGUCAUGCAGGAACAACAACAACACGUCCAGCAACGUACAGAAAGACAAGUCACGCGGCAACAGAUCACCAGUCAGCAGAGAGUUCAAGGGGAGAUCGUGAUGCAAACAACGCCAACGUUACCAGUAUUUACCGGUAAACCUGGCGAUCCCUCGCCGCCCAUUUUCGAACGAAUCUUCAAAAACGCGCGAUUCGCGCAGGGCGGCAAUGCAAUUUUCGAAGGCUGCGUCCGGGGUAAUCCCAAACCGACAGUAUCUUGGACGCAUAAAGGCGCGCCGUUGUUGGAAUCACGAAAGAUUCGAAUGUCUUAUGACGACGGUACCGGAGUGGUCACGCUCCAAAUUAAUCAGAUCGGUCCAGGGGAUGAGGGCGAGUACACAUGCAGUGCUAAAAAUCAAUACGGCGAAGCGAUCUGCUCCGUUUACAUACAACCCGAGGGAUUCGGUCCCCCGGCGACAGACAGUUACAAGAAGGAAUUUACGCAGAGCGAACAGAAGAUGCAGACCGGAAGUCAAGUCUUCCAGCAACGAAGCUACCAACAAACGAUAGACAAGCGAAGCUACAUGAAUGGCACAUCGAUAAGCAUCGAGGACUUUAAGGUUGACACCUUCGAAUAUAGAUUGUUGCGCGAAACGGAGUUCCGCGAGUCGAUCACUCGCCGUUUCGUCGGUGAGUCCGACACGCAGAUCUCUACGACGGUCGAUCACACCUUAGGACCGGUCGCACCUCCGCAGAUCACACAGAAGCCCAGAAACUCGAAACUCAUCGAAGGAUCGGACGCUGUCUUCACCGCGAAAAUAACCGGCAAUCCUAAACCGAGGUUAACAUGGUUCAAGAACGGCCAGAGAAUCAAGGAUUCCCAACGCGUGGAGACGAGCUAUUCGAAUCAGCAGGCCACCUUACGAAUCCGAGUCGCCUUGCCGGAAGACAGUGGCCAUUACACAUUACUGUCCGAAAAUCCCCAAGGCUGCACCGUCAGCUCCGCUUACCUGGCGAUUGAAGCCAGCGAUCAGGUAGAUCAAGCGCAUCAAAGGGAGUUCAUUCAGGCUCAACAAGUAGAAUCGACCAGCGAGUCUACCGAUUCCGGCAAGGUAUUGCCGCCAAAUUUCGUCCGCACCUGCACGGAUAGGGAAGCUACCGAAGGCAAAAUGACAAGAUUCGACUGUCGCGUGACCGGCCGUCCGUAUCCCGAGGUGACCUGGUACAUAAACGGCCAACAAGUCGCCAAUGACAUGACACACAAGAUCCUUGUGAACGAGUCCGGCAACAAUUCGCUGAUGAUCACGAAUGUGAGUCGCGCCGAUGCCGGUGUUGUGACGUGCAUCGCUCGAAACAAGGCCGGCGAGACCUCGUGCCAGUGCAAUUUGAGCGUGAUCGAAAAGGAGCAAGUGGUCGCGCCGAAAUUCGUCGAGCGCUUCGUCACCACGAGCGUGAAGGAAGGAGAGCCCGUGGUCUUUAUGGCGCGCGCAGUUGGCACGCCGGUUCCGCGAAUCUCGUGGCAAAAGGACGGCGUGCCGAUAACCCCCGGCCCCGAAGUGCGUAUGUCGAGCGACGGUAGCGGCGCCUCGACUUUGGACAUCCCGCGCGCCAAAUUCUCCGAUGCGGCCUGGUACCAGUGCACCGCGCAAAACGUAGCCGGUUCUACCGCGACCCGAGCGCGGCUCUUCGUUGAGACACCGAAAGGAACGGCCCCGGAACCAAGACGCCUGAAUUUACCCCGACCGACGAAAGUCAUCGAACCAGAACCAGCGCCUGGCCCCGAAGUGAUUUAUCUGAGACACGUGGAGCGCGCCAAACCUUACCUGCCGCCACCUGAGGAAGACAAAAUUUACCCGCCGCCACGUUUCAUCAUCCCCCUGAGGGACGUUCAUCAGAUCGAAGGUGGACGAAUUCACUUCGAGGCCAGAAUCGAACCGGUGGGCGACCCCACUAUGAGGGUGGAGUGGUACGUCAACGGCAGAGCACUCGACGCGAGUUCCCGAGCAACAUCCAUCUUCCGCUUUGGCUUUAUCUCGCUCGAUCUCAUCAGCAUCGUCAUUCAAGAUAGCGGCGAGUACUUGUGCCGCGUCGUAAGCUCGACCGGAGUCGCCGAGUCUCGCGCCACCCUUAGCGUGACUUCUCGCGCUACGAUUGAGCAAACGAGCCAGCACCCCGACAGCCUCCAGUACAUUCAACAGCUCGAGGAUUACAGCAAGUACCAAAGGCAGGAGAGCGCGGAGGAGACCUCUUCGCAGCGGCCGGUUUUCAUCCGUCCGCUCCAGGAUCUUGGUGAGCUACAGGAAGGUCGAAACGCCCAUUUCGAGGCGCAGUUGACUCCUGUUAGCGACCCUACCAUGAAAGUGGAGUGGUACAAGGAUGGAAAACCAAUCACAGCCAGCUCAAGAAUCACUAGCAUCUUCAAUUUCGGAUACGUCUCUCUUAAUAUAAUGCACCUACGGGCUGAAGAUGCGGGUUCUUACACAGUACGAGCUGUGAACCGCUUAGGAGAGGCCCUCAGCUCCGCGACUCUCCGUGUCUUCGCGCGAACGAGCGUAACUACAGACUUGGGUAUCCCCGAGCAACUGAGGUACAUCGAAGCUGCCGAGGAGUUGGAAGCGUAUCAACAGGCCAUGCACCAGAAGUAUGUGUAUGAGCAGCCUGAACCGAGCAGCCCGCCGGAAUUUAAAUCGCCUAUUAAGGAUCAGAGCAGCAUACGAGAGGGCGGCUUUGCCCAUUUCGAGGCACGCCUCGAACCGGUCGGCGAUGCCGAUCUCCGUGUCGAAUGGCUCAAGGAUGGACGACCUGUAGAAGCUAGUUCCCGGAUUACAACCUUCUUUAAUUUCGGUUACGUGGCGUUAACCAUCAAAUACGUAACGAUACACGACGUCGGCGUGUACACCUGCCGAGCCUACAACCGAGCCGGCGAGGCUCGCACCACUGCUCAAUUGAGCGUGAUAAGUAAAAACGACGUUAUUUACGACAGCCAACACCCGAUGGGCCUGCAGAAGAUCCAAUUCCUCGAAGACUCGAGCAGAUACACGCGGCAGGUUCAGGAAGAGACUCAGGUUACGCAGGCACCGCGAUUCCUGGGCAAUCUCAAGGGCACCAAUAAGAUCGUGGAGGGCCAACGAGCGCACUUCGAAGCGCGUGUCGAGCCUCAGAGCGAUCUCACUAUGAAGAUCGAGUGGUAUCACAAUGGCAAACCCAUUACCGCGGCUAAUAGAAUCCAGACGUACUACGAUUUCGGAUACGUCGCCAUCGAUAUUCUACAGGUCCGGUCUGAGGACGCCGGCACGUACACCGUGGUGGCCAGGAACUCCCGCGGAGAAGCUCAACUGUCCGCCACUAUGGUCGUAGAAACACGUUCCAGCGUAGACACCAGCAGUAUGCACCGUGGAACUUAUGAGAAGACUCAACGUUUGGAGGAGUCGAAAUUCAUCGAACCGCAAUAUCACAUCGAAGAGAUCUCCAAGUCGAAGCCAAUUUUUAUCCAGCCGUUGAGCGACCCUAAGCCAGUUAGCGAGGGCAAGAAUAUUCACUUGGAGUGCCGUCUGGAACCGAUGGGCGAUCCGACCAUGAGGGUCGAAUGGUUCCAGAACGGACGUCCUGUCACGGUUGGCUCCAGAUUCAGGACCUAUUACGAUUUCGGAUUCGUCGCACUCGACAUAGUGCACGUUACCGUGUACGAUUCGGGCGAAUACACGGUCAGAGCCACCAAUCACUUGGGCACCGCGCACACUUCCGCCUGCGUGCGAGUUAUCGGGAGAUCCGACAUCGUCACCGAAACGCAGCACGAGCAAUCGCUCGAGCAGAUACAGAUGUUGGAGGACUCGUCCAGAUAUCGCAAAACUCAACAAGAGGAGGUCACCGUGAUGCAAGCACCGCAGUUUACCCGGCCGUUGCACAAUAUCGAGACCGUGGAGCUGACCAACGUCCACCUCGAGUGUCGUCUUCAGCCAGUCGGCGACUCGACCAUGAAAGUCGAUUGGUUCGUCAACGGACGCCCGGUGAAAACCGGCCACCGAUUCAGACCGUCUUACGAAUUCGAUUAUGUCGCUCUGGACAUUCUCGGUGUCUAUCCCGAAGACUCUGGCGUGUACACCUGCCAGGCGAGGAAUCAGCUCGGCGAAGCAGUUACCUCGUGCUCCGUGAGAGUACACGCGAAGAAGGACCUACUUCUGGAAUCGCAACAUCCCGAAGGACUGGAGAGAAUACAGUAUCUCGAGGACGCUUCGCGAUACAAGAGGCACGAGCUCAUCGACGAAGUCGUCCGUGUGAAACCGAAAUUCAUCACGAAGCCGAAGAGUCAAGAGAACCUCCGUGAAGGGCAACACGCCCACUUCGAGUGCAAACUGGAGCCGGUGACGGAUCCGAAUUUGAAAGUCGAGUGGUUCAAAAACGGUCGUCCAGUAACGAUAGGACACCGAUUCCGUCCGAUUCACGACUUCGGUUACGUCGCAUUAGACGUGAUCGACCUGAUCGCCGAGGAUUCCGGCACUUACACCUGUCGUGCGGUUAAUCUGAUAGGCAGCGACGAGGUGUUCUGCACCUUAUCGUGCCGUUCGACCGCUCAGAUUCUGACGGACACGCAAAACGAGGUCGGGCUCGAGCAGAUUCACUACCUCGAGGACAGAUCCAAGUACCAACGAGAAGAAGUUAUCGAAGAGACCACCACUCAAGCGCCCAUUUUCACAACUUCGCUGAACAACGUCGAGAUAAAAGAGGGUCAACGAGCGCACUUCGAGUGCCGAUUGAUUCCCGUGUCCGACGCUACCAUGAAAGUCGAAUGGUUCCACAAUAAUGUACCGGUGAAGGCCGGCUCGAGAUUCGUCGAGACGAAUAGCUUCGGCUUCGUCGCGCUCGACAUCAUGUACGCAUACCCCGAAGACUCCGGAACGUACACCUGCAGAGCCAAGAAUAUCAUCGGCGAAGCUAUCACUUCCGCAACCGCUAUCGUUCACUCCAAGAAAUCGAUCUACACCGAGACGCAGAACGAAGAAACGCUUCAGCGUCUCCGCACUUUGGAGGACACGUCUCGUUAUCAGCGCAAGACCACCACCGAGGAAAUCGUCACGCAGGCUCCUGUCUUCACGAUGCCGAUAAAGGAUCUCCGCGUCGCCGAGAACCAAGCGGCGCACUUCGAGGCGCGUGUCAUCCCGGUUGGAGACCCGAAGCUCAAAGUGGAAUGGCUGCGAAACGGCGUUCCCAUUUCUGCCUCAAAUCGCGUGACGACUAUGCACGACUUCGGAUACGUCGCCUUGAACAUGAAGUACGUCAAUCCCGAAGACUCUGGCACAUACACGUGUCGUGCGACGAACGAACUCGGGGAAGCGGUUACUUCGGCAACGUUGUUCGUCCAAUCCAAGGCGGCCUUGCAAUUUGAAUCGCAACACGAGAGUGCUUUGACGAAACUCCAAGCCCUGGAGGAUACCUCGAAAUAUCAGCGUCGUGAGGAGGAUGAGAUCGUGGUAAAUGAAAAGCCAUCCUUUACGGUCCAACUGAACGGGCCUACCAGCCUAGUCGAAGGUCAAAGCGCACACUAUGAGUGUCGCAUAGAACCUUAUCCCGAUCCUAAUAUGAAGGUGGAGUGGUUCCACAAUGGCAAACCACUGUCCACCGGCCACAGGUACAGAACUACCUGCGACUUUGGAUUCGCGUCGUUGGACGUGUUGACCGUGUAUGCUGAGGAUUCGGGCACAUAUACUUGCCAAGCCACCAAUAAAUUGGGAUCGGCCAAGAGCUCGAUUAAUCUCGAUGUGAAAUCGCGAGCAUCGAUUAUUCGCGACACGCAACACGAGAGCGCGUUGAAGAAGAUACAAUUCCUCGAGGAUGAUUCGCGAUAUAAGCGUGUGACCGAGGAGGACAAGAUCAUCGCCGAGAAGCCCGCUUUCGGCCGACCGUUGAAGAACAUCGAACAUCUGCCGGAAGGCAAAAGCGCCCAUCUCGAAGCUACGCUGACACCCGUGAACGAUCCGACCAUGAUAGUCGAAUGGUACAGAGACGGGCGUCCUAUUCCUCAAGGACAUAAAUUUAAAACUACCUACGAUUUCGGAUACGUCGCUCUCGACAUCCUUUACGCUUAUCCUGAAGAUUCUGGCACCUAUAUGUGUAAAGCAAGGAACGCCGUUGGCGAGGCUGUUACUACCUGUGUAAUUAGCGUGGAUUCGAAGCAAGGCUUAUACCUCGACACGUUGGACGCCCAGCGUUUGCAGAAGAUUCGCCAACUGGAAACUGUCGAAGUAAAGAAAGAAAUUGAGAAGGAGGUUAUUCACCAGAAACCUGUGUUCUUGACGCCGCUGAACAAUCUGGAUCACCUCAAGGAAGGCGAACACGCUCAUCUGGAAUGUCGCGUCGAGCCGAUCAAUGAUCCGAAUUUGAAAAUUGAAUGGUUUGUCAAUGGAGUUGCUAUUAAAACUGGUCAUCGUUUCCGUACUACACAUGACUUUGGCUAUGUUGCUCUCGAUAUUCUUUACACCUAUCCCGAAGAUUCCGGUACCUACAUGUGCAAAGCUACCAAUCUGGCCGGCGAAGCAGUUAACACUUGCACCAUCAAAGUUGGCUCUCGUCGAAGUAUUCUCCUGGACACCCAACAUCCGGACGGUCUAGAAAAGAUUCGAGAAUUAGAGGCUCAAGGACGUCCCGCGCGAUUGGAAAUCGAGGAACCACCAGUGACACCGCCGAGAUUCAUCACUGAGCUCAGGGGCACGACGGAAAUAUACGAGGGUCAGACCGCUCACUUCGAGUGCCAAGUAGAGCCAUUGCACGACGCCAAUUUGCGAAUCGAAUUCUUCCACAAUGGCAAGCCGUUACCAUCGGCAGCGCGUUUCCAUGUAACCUUCGAUUUCGGAUACGUUGCCUUAGACAUCGGCCACGCCGUGCCCGAAGACGCAGGCCAAUAUUCAGUGCGCGCGAUCAACGCACUAGGACAAUGCGUGUCGUCCAUCGAACUCAAGGUAAUCCCGCGAGACAGCAUUAUCCUGGAUUCACAGCGGCCGGAAGGAAUGGACAAGAUCCGAGAGCUCGAGGCACAGCAACCGUGGAAGAGACCGGAUGUGCCGGAGCCUCAGACCCGACAGCGACCUGUCUUCACUCAACCCUUGCAAAACAUCGACGGCAUCGCCGAGGGCCAUACCGCGCACUUCGAGUGCAGGCUCAUACCUGUCGGCGAUCCUAUGCUCAAAGUGGAGUGGUUUAGAAACGAAGUGCCUCUCGAGACAAGUUCUCGAAUUACGAAAGUGCACGACUUUGGAUUCGUAUCCUUGGACAUCGCUCACGUGCGCGACGAAGACGAAGGCGUCUACAUGUGUCGCGCUUCUAAUCCAUUGGGCGAAGCUGUUACCACGGCUUCGAUGAAGAUUAAGACCAAAGCGAACAUACAACUCGACACUCAGCAUCCGGAAGCUCAACGUAGAAUCGCUAAGCUAGAAGCUGACAAGGGACUCGGCCGACCUGAAGAGCCGGAGAAGGUCUUCGACAAGCCGAUCUUCACGCAAUUAUUAACCGGCCCCACCGAGCUCUGGGAAGGACAAAUGGCUAGAUACGAGUGCAGGGUCGUUCCCGUUGGCGACGCGAGCCUGAGAUUCGAAUGGUACAUGAACGGAGUCGAAUUGAAAAUGGGCUCGCGCUUCCAUGUAAGCCACGAUUUUGGAUACGUGACACUGGACAUCCUGAAGGUGAUCUCCGAAGACUCCGGAGUCUAUACUUGCAAAGCGAUCAACAAUGCGGGCGAGGCGGUCUCGUCGAUCUCGCUAAAAGUGAAGGCGCGAUCUGCCAUCGAUUCAGAUAGCAUACAGGCGGACGCGUGGCAGAAGAUCCAACUAAAGGAAGCGGAGAUGAAUAAGGUGCCGGAGAUGUUCGUCGACACGACGCCGCAGCAGGCGCCAGUCUUCACCAAACACCUCGAGAGCUACGACAAGCUCGUAGAAGGUCAACGCGUUUACCUGGAGGCUCAGGUGGAACCACGAGCGGAUCCCAACUUGAGAGUAGAGUGGUUCAAGAACGGCAUACCCCUCCAGACUGGAACCAGACUCCGUAGCACGUUCGAUUUCGGUCUGGUGACGUUAUCGAUCAACGGUCUGAGAGCGGACGAUUCCGCGAUUUAUACUUGCAAAGCGACCAAUCUUCUGGGAGAAGCCGUAUCAACCUGCAGCUUGAAGAUCGCCGAUCGUCAUUGGCUCUUGGGAGAUACUUUGCAUCCGGACGCUCUGCCGAAGAUCGACGCUCUGGAGCAGCCUCCGGUGAGCUCUAUCAAGGAAGCGGAGCCCGUCUACGAAGAACCGGUGUUCAUCACUCACCUCAACAACGUGGAGUGCGUGGAAGGCGAGAACGCUCACUUCGAGUGCAACGUAGAACCAUCGAAAGACCCAACCAUGAAGAUCGAAUGGUUCCUGAACAACAAACCUUUACCGACCGGCGCAAGGUUCAAGUCCACUUACGAUUUUGGCUACGUCGCUCUGGACCUGACUCACGCUUACGAGGAGGACUCUGGAGUGGUUACCGUCAAAGCUACCAAUUCGAAGGGAAGCGCGCAGACUUCGGGUACCUUGAAAUGCACCAGCAAGCAGAACAUCUAUUUGCAGACGCAACACCCACAAGGAGAAGCCGGAUUUGAGAAGGUGAAGGAGGCCGAAGACGCUUACUUGUCCAAGUACAAGAGACCGGAAGAUGUUCCCGAGCACGAUUAUCCCAAACCGAUCUGGACGGUGCCUCUUUUGCCAGAAUUUAAACUGGGAGAGUCCGAACCACUGCAUCUGGAGGGACAAGUCGAACCGAAGGAUGAUCCGAACUUGAAGAUCGACUGGUACUUCAACGGGAAACCCUUGGAACAUGGUUCACGCUUCAAGAUGACCAGCGACUUUGGCUUCGUCACUUUGGACCUGACGGACGUUUACGAGCGCGACUCCGGCAUUUACACUUCCAAGGCUUACAACAAAGCAGGCGAGGCCUUCACGUCGACGACAGUUUAUUGCUCCACGAAGGAGAAUAUCAUCGAGAAGUCACAACAUCCCAAAGGUAAAGAGGGCCUCGAGGCGAUUCAGGAUUUGGAGGAGUCCCUGAAACGUCAAGAAGGACUCCCGCCGGGUGAGGAAGAGGGUCAACCUCCGAUGUUCACGUCGCAAUUCGAGAACCUGACUAAUCUCUCCGAGGGAGAGAUCGCCCACUUCGAAGCGUCUCUCAUUCCCACCGGAGACCAAACCAUGGUGGUUGAAUGGUUCUACAACGGCAAAUCGUUGGAAGCCAGUCAUCGCACGAGAACCGUUUACGCCUUCGGCAUGGUCGUGCUCGAGGUUCUCGGCACUAAGAUCGAGGAUUCCGGCACCUACACCUGUAGAGCCACCAACAAGUGGGGUAAAGCGGAGAUCAGUGUGCAACUGGAAUGCGUCGACAAGUCCAAGGGACAGAAACCGAAGUUCACCACGCAGAUUCAAUCGCUGGAGGGCCUGAAGGAUGGCCAGUCCGCUCACUUUGAGUGCACCCUGAUCCCGGUGGGCGAUCCUCAUAUGAAAGUCGAAUGGUUCCACAACGGCAAGCCUCUUCGACACUCUUCUCGUUUCAAGAUGGUGUCCGACUUCGGUUUCGUCGUUAUGGACAUCGCCGGGGUGAUGUCUCACGAUACCGGCGAGUACGUUUGCAAAGCUAGCAACAAAUACGGCGAGGAUUACACGAAGGCCACGAUCCGCUGCUUCGGUAAGAGCGGAGUCUAUCUGGACUCCUUGCAGCCGGACUCGCUCGCCAGAAUUCGAGAGCUCGAGAGUUACACCGGAGAGCAAGCGACCACCCCCACCACUCCCGUGGCCGAACCGCCGAAAUUCAUCACGCAGAUUGCCGACAUCACGAAACUUGUGGAGGGACAGUCCGCGCACUUUGAGGCCAGACUAACUCCGGUGACCGAUCCCGACUUGAAGGUCGAGUGGUAUUAUAACGGCAAGAAGCUACCCCACGGCCAUCGAUACCGCACUUUCCACGACUUUGGUAUCGUCAUCUUGGACAUACUCUAUUGCUACGAGGAGAACUCCGGUGUUUACGAAUGUAGAGCUGUUAACAAGUACGGCGAGGAUUCUACGAAAGCGACGCUCAAGUGCUUCUCCAAGGCUAAUCUCGUGUUGGAAUCGCAGCUGCCGAAAGGUAUGGAAGGAGGCCUCGAGAAGAUCCAAAGCCUCGAAGACGCGAUGAUCCGUACGAGGGACGAGAAGGUCGUGGAGGAGCGCGGCAAGGCUCCGGUGUUCACUGUGCCCUUAAGUAACAUCGAUGGUCUGCGCGAAGGAGAAAGUGCGCAUUUCGAAGCGCGAUUGACACCUACGGACGAUCCAAAAUUGAAGGUCGAAUGGUUCUGGAACGGCAAACCGUUGCGAACGGGAUCUCGUUUCCGCACCUUCUGCGACUUUGGUUUCGUCAUUUUGGAAAUCUCGCCUAUCUACCCUGAGGAUUCGGGCGAGUACAGCUGCAGAGCGACGAACGACUACGGUGAGGCGGUGACAACGUGCACGAUGAAGUGCACGGGCAAACGCAGCAUUAUCUUAGAAUCCCAACUACCAAAGGGUAUGGAGAGCACGAUUGACAAGAUCGCGGAGUUGGAAGGCCUUGGAAACGUUCCGGGUCAAGCCAGUCCCGACGAUGAUACCGGGAGACCGCCUGAGUUCAUCACGACUCCUUCUGAUCUAACCUUGGCCGAGAACUCUCUCGCUCAUUUCGAGUGUCGACUUCAGCCGAUCAAUGAUUCCAGCAUGAGGGUCGAGUGGUUCCACAACGGCAAGCCUCUUCUCGCCGGAAGCAGAGUGAAGACGAUCCACGACUUUGGCUUCGUCAUUCUGGAAGUCGCGAAUUGCUACCAACGCGACUCCGGCUUGUACACCUGCAAAGCCACCAAUCGUCACGGCGAGGCGACGGUAUCGUGCAAGCUUCAAGUGCGCGGUCGUCAGGGCAUCAUCUUGGAGCCUCAAUUACCGAACAACUUCAGAACCGGUACGGAAAGCAUCCAGAAAUUAGAAGAAUCCCUGUACAAGAAGGACGAGAUCUUGGCAGAAGAGGAAAAACCGAACCCACCGAGAUUCACCGUCGAGCUUAAGGACAUCGAGGUCGAGGAAGCUGGACCGAGUCACUUCGACUGCAGAGUCGAGCCUGUCGGUGACUCCACUAUGCGCAUCGACUGGUUCCACAACGGCCGGCCCUUCGCGACAGGCUCCCGUGUUCACCAGAUCAACGACUUCGGAUUCAUAUCCUUGGAUAUGUCCUACACGUACGCGCGAGAUAGCGGCGAAUACGUCUGCAGAGCUACCAAUAAGUGGGGCUCCGCUACUACCAAGGCCACUAUCACUUGCAAAUCCAAGAAAACGAUAGACUUCGACUCUCAGCUGCCAUCGGGAAUGAGUGGCGAGAAGUUGAAGGAGCUGGAACGAGGACCGGUCACUCAAGCUCCCGCGGAAGAAGCACCGCGUCAACCACCUCAUUUCAUCACGCAAAUUCAAUCAGCGACUGUUGACGAGUCCGAGCCAAUCAGGUUCGAGUGCCGCGUGGAGCCCAAGGAGGAUCCCAAUUUGCGCAUCGAAUGGUACAGAAACGGCAAAUUGAUACCUGCAGGGCACAGGUAUAGGACGGUUUACGACAUGGGAUUCGUAUCGAUGGACAUCCUGUACGUGUAUCCCGAAGACUCCGGCGAAUACGUUUGCAAAGCCAUCAACGAUCUUGGGGAGGACACCACUCGCGCCUCCGUUUCUUGCAAAAAACUGCCGAGUAUCAUUCUGCAGAAUCAGGUGCCAAAGGGCAUGAAGAAAUCCGAGGCCUUGAUGCAGAUGGAAGCGACGAUCAAAAAGUACACUUCGGAGGUUCAUUUGACCGAGGAUGACCUGUACGACGCGGACAAGAAACAACCACCUCGUUUUGUCACGCAGAUUCAAGAUCAGACCGAUCUCGUGGAAAUGAACAGCACCAAGUUCGAGUGCCAACUAGCACCCGUGGGCGAUCCGAACAUGAAGGUCGAAUGGUUCUUCAACGGCAAACCGUUGCCCCAUAAGAAUCGAUUCACGCCCAUCUACGACUUCGGUUACGUGGCGAUGAACUUUGGAUGGGUCUACCCGGAAGACAGCGGCGAAUACUUGUGCCGAGCUACGAAUCUUUACGGUAUGGACGAGACGAGAGCUAUAAUCAGAACUGCCGGAAAACCGGGAAUUAUCUACGAGUCACAGCUUCCGAAAGGCAUGAAGAGUAUCGAGAAGAUCAGAGAAAUGGAAGCAGCAUGGCAGAUCGUACCGGAAGAAGAAGGUGAGGAAGAGAAGGUGCGCUCGGCGCCAGUCUUCGUGAGCAAACCUGAACCAGUGACCGUCGAGGAAGGUGACUGGUCCAGAUUCUGCUGUCGAGUCACCGGACACCCGAGACCUCGAGUCAUGUGGAUAAUCAACGGACACACAGUAGUCAAUGGAUCCCGUUAUAAGCUGACGUACGACGGCAUGUAUCAUUUGGAUAUUCCAAAGACCAGGCAGUACGAUCAUGGAAAGGUAGAAGUGAUCGCAAGGAGCUCCGUCGGUGAAACACGCACGGAAACGACAUUGACGGUCAAGCAGCGAAGCGACGAUUACCGUGGUGUACUGAAAAAUUCACCAAGACCGUGGUACGAUUAUGGGCUAACACAGUACCAGAGCGAGCGGCAGAACACAGAGCUCGAGCGCGUGUUUGACGAACGUCACCAGACCGUGUCCCAGGGUAUCGGAAUCGCCACGGAGCAUCUCGGACCGAAGGUCAUCAAAGAGCCCGAGACUGACUGGCAGAAGUCCGUUAAGAGCAAGAAGAACGAAGACUAUUAUAGCAAGCUGAUGAAUCUCGAGGAGGAACAAAUACUCAAAGAGUCCAGAUUGAGGGAGGCCUCUCAUCAGUUCGCCAUUCCUGGCGACACGGUCGUCUCAAAUUCCUUGGCAAAGGGAAUGGCCCAGAAGUACGAGGAGAGUUUGGAAGAGCAACCCGAAUCACCAGGGCAAGAACCACCACCAGCGAAGUACGCGAAGAAACCGUUCGUCACCGAGGUGGACAUCGAUACGGAACGCGUGAAGGCCACGGGAAAAUAUCCGCCGGGGCCGUCGGAGUCCACGGUUCACGGUCGCGAAGUUCAUGUAGCCAAACAGAAGCAGACGCAGAAGGAAGUCAAGGGCGACCUGGAAAUCACGAGAAAGAUCACAGCCACAGAGACCACGGAGGUCGAGCACAAAGGGAAGACGCAGGAACGCGUGGUUCAGGGCCAGGUGAAACCAGCGAAACCACCCGUCUUUACGAAGAAGAUUCAGCCCUGCAGAGCGUUCGAGCAGGAGCAGGCUAAAUUCGAAGUCGAAUUCGACGGUGACCCGUUGCCGACCAUCAAAUGGUACCGCGAGGACUUCCCGAUCCAGAACUCAGCCGAUCUUCAGAUCUACACUUUCAGCACGAAAUCGGUGCUGAUUGUCCGGCAAGUUUUCAUGGAAGACUCCGGCGUCUUCUCCGUUAUCGCUGAGAACAGGGGUGGAAAGGCCAAAUGCAGCGCCAACCUGGUCGUGGAGGAGCGCAGGAGGCAACCCGGACGUGGUGGAGCGAUUCCACCCAGUUUCUUGUCGACGAUCCAAUCCACCUCGCUAGCUACCGGCCAGCUCGCCAGAUUCGACGCCAAGAUCACCGGCACCAAACCUUUGGACGUUUAUUGGCUCAAGAAUGGCAAGAAAGUGACAGCGGAUAUCCGCUACAAGACUCUGGAGGAAGACAAUACGUACACCCUUCUGAUCCUGGAGACGGUUCCGGAGGACACUGGCAAGUACGAGUGCGUCGCGAUCAACAGCGCUGGAGAAGCGCGUUGCGAGGCGGAAUGCACAGUUCGCGGGCCCCAGUCCCCGGCGAAGACCGCGAAACCCACAACGCCGACAGUGGAGAAAGCGCCAACCGUCCUGGAGCCAUUGAGGGAUCAAACUAUCAAGGAGGGGACUUCCGUCGCCUUCGCCUGCAGGAUCACAGGGAAGCCCGUUCCCACCGUGCAGUGGAAGAAAGCCGACAAGGUGAUCAAACCGUCCAAGUACUUCCAAAUGCAAAAAGAAGGCGACCUGUGCACUCUGAGGAUCUCCGAGGCGUUCCCCGAGGACGAGGGUGUUUACAAGUGCAUCGCCAAGAACCCAGCGGGCGAGGUCACCACGUCCGCCAACCUCCGAGUUCUCGCGCCCGACACAGCCGACGUUCUGCCGAAGCUGACGCCUCUGAAGGACCAGAUCGUGAUGGAAGGACAGCCGGCGCAGUUCAAGACCCAAGUUAGCCCGGCGAAGCCCAAACCGACGAUUCAAUGGUAUCGGGAGGGCGCUCUGAUCCCGCAGUCGCCAGACUUCCAGAUGAUUCACGAAGGCAACAACGCGGUGCUACUCAUAGCAACCACCUACGAGGAGGACACCGGCACCUUCACCUGCCGCGCUACGACUUCGGCCGGUACCGUAGAAACGUCCGCCAAACUCAUCGUCAAAAGUAAGAAUUGAAUCCAAGAUACAGAUUCGAUUGCUAACACGAUACGCGAUUGGAUACUCAUAUUCAUACAACUCCAAGAGACUGCCGGAGACGAACAUAUACUCGAGACAGUGGCAUGACAAAGUUAACUCACGUAUGACAUUUAGCAAAUUAAUCUUGGUAACUAACCACGUUCGACGUUGAAGAAAGUAACAUUUAACUCCUUCGUCCUGUUAUACGUCACGCGCGUCGGUUGUUCGAUUGCAACUUAUCGCGACGGUGAUUCGCUCAUUAUUUCGUAAUCGCACACAACGACUCGCCCGGAACGGUCAGCCAAUGAUCCUCGAUGGCGAAACGGAUGCAAAAAGGACGUGUGCAGUUGGACAUCGAGUCCGUGGAUUUUUCUAAUACAUAGCUAAUCGUUACUCGAUUGAGCGCUCGCGUUUAACGUAAUCGUCGCGACUAACCAUCGCACUCUCGUGUCGUCUCAACGUACGAUCGACCGUCUCCGCGCAGCACGAUUCACGCCGUGAAUAUCCGAUCGAGAAAUAUUUUUUACUUUUGUGCUUUGUUCUUUUCUUGCCUUCUCCCUGUAUGAAACGUAACCCGUCGAUCUACCGCUAGUAUCCCUCCGCCACAAACACCCUCUAAUCAAAAGUAUCGUACGCGUCCGGGGAGUUUGUACUAACUCGUCGUGUUUUGAGAAUAGCCGAGCGAGUGAAACGAGGGAGUAAUUAAUGACACUCGAAUGAGAGGCUGUGUAACCACGCAAGGCAUACGUAUAUAUAUCUCAAAAAGAAAUUAUACCGUGAGAAACAUAUCAUACGCAACGCGGGUCGCGAAGGUGGUGCUGAAAAUUACGCGUGCCGUUAAUAAAGGCACUAUAUCGAAUAUCCGUGCGAAAAAUCGGAGCUGCUCUAUGGUGCGAUUGAUCGGGACAAGCGUAUGAUUUUUUACAAGCGCGAUGAUUUUUAAUAUCGAUCUAGGCGGGUGUGUGUCCGAUCGAGAGAGAGAGAGAGAGAGAGAGAGAGAGAGAGAGAGAGAGAGAGAGAGAGAGCGAGACGUCGUUCUACGAAUGUCCCGCGCCGUGUUACAUUUCGACCUUAAUCUCAGGACAAAAGUGUGAUUCUUCGCAACCUCUCGUCUACGAUAAACUAUCGCUACCAGUUCUGUAAAUAGGUGUUCUAUUAUCGUCGCAAAAUAUACGCGCGAUGUUAACGAAGAUCGUGGAUGGAAAGGAAAAAAAGAGGAAAGAUUAAUGGCGGUGCGAUUGCGUCAAACACGUAACUCGUUUACUCGUUCGCUGUAGUAUCGAUAUUUACUAUAAAACAGCAUAUCGCAAAGUGGAAAAGUAUAUAUAUGCAUAUUUACAUACACAUAUCAUCUUCUCGCUACAUAUGUACGCCCACUGCUAUUAUAAAUACUCACUUUUAAUAGAGAAAUUUCACAGCGGCACGGAUAGGGAUACCGUCUAACGUUUUACUAAUCGACUAUUUAUUAUUGUACAAUGAAAGUCCCAAUAAAACCGAAUGUUCGAAAUA
This is a messenger RNA of Dinoponera quadriceps, 16340 nucleotides long. RefSeq names its product titin (gene sls). The transcript has 39 exons. The coding region runs from base 327 to 14831 and encodes 4834 amino acids. The record is from RefSeq and is a predicted model, not a curated record. Lineage: Eukaryota; Metazoa; Arthropoda; Insecta; Hymenoptera; Formicidae.